GUGUCGUAGAAACUGCAAAAACACAAACACCAUGUCAAAGUCAAAAAUUCCGCAAGUCUAGAAACAUUUUUAUUUCUAGUCCACUUUGCUUAAAUAGUCAUGAAGUUGUCAUCUAUAAAAGUACCAAGAAGCUACGUUGUUAUCAGCAGUCUUGGGGCAGGCUUUGGCGGAAUUGUUCUUUUAAAGGAUUAUUUGGGAGGCAAAAAGUUUGAUGAUGACAACCAAGAUAUGUAUGGGAAGAGUGUUAUUGUCACUGGGGCAAACUCUGGCAUUGGCAAGCAGACAGCAAGACUCUUGUCAAAGAAAGGGGCUCGUGUGAUUAUGGCAUGUAGAAACAUUGACGCAUGUACAGCUGCCAGGGAAGAGAUUUACGAUGAAACAAUCAACCCAAGCCUUGAGUGCCGAGAACUCAACCUUGCAUCCUCUCAGUCUAUACGCAAGUUUGUGGAUCAAAUUAAGAGAGAGAAAAGAAAUGUUGAUGUUUUAAUCAACAAUGCUGGAACCAUGUGUGGGCCCCGUGACACAACUAAUGAUGGUUUUGAGUGGCAGCUCGGAGUUAACUAUUUAGGACCAUUUCUACUGACAUUACUCUUACUGGACAAAUUGAAGGCAUCACCCCAAGGAAGAAUUAUUAAUGUUGUGAGUCCAUUUUUCAAGAAGAGUGAAAUAAACUUUGAUGAUCUGAACAGUGUGGAAACCUACCAGCCCAAGAUAGCGUAUGGGCAGAGUAAGCUGGCCCUAGUGUUGUUCUCUCAAGAGCUAGCAAGAAGGCUAGAAGGAACCAAAGUGACAGUGAACUGUGUGAACCCAGGCGUAUGUAAGACAAGCAUCAGUCGCCACCUGCCCGUGUCCCAGUCCAUGCUGGGCGGGCUCGUUACACCUAUCCUCUGGGUGUUUUGCAAGAGUGCUUUCCAGGGUGCCCAGACACCCGUCUUCCUGGCUGUGGACACGUCACUGGAUAAAACGACUGGCAAAUACUUCAGUGAUAUGAAGGAAGAUAAGUUGAGUGAGAAUGCCUUGGAUGAGAAAGUGGCACAGAGACUAUGGAUGAUCAGUGAGAAGUGGACAAAGCUGAACACCUCUUUAUGACAUUAUUUUUUGUUUAAUCUGUUAAAUAUUUUAUGUAAUAAAUCAAUCCAUUAAAUGUA
This is a messenger RNA of Mya arenaria, 1148 nucleotides long. Its product is annotated as retinol dehydrogenase 13-like. The transcript has 8 exons. Gene Ontology annotation, molecular function: oxidoreductase activity. The record is from RefSeq and is a predicted model, not a curated record. Lineage: Eukaryota; Metazoa; Mollusca; Bivalvia; Myida; Myidae. Bases 100 to 1089 code for a protein of 329 amino acids.